Molecule: messenger RNA, 1551 nt
Organism: Cladocopium goreaui
Lineage: Eukaryota; Dinophyceae; Suessiales; Symbiodiniaceae
Source: the annotation of a GenBank genome assembly
AUGGUAUCGAGUAAAUACCUCACCUGCUUUUCAGAUUUUCGACGCCCGGAAGCUGAGAUGCACAUGACCAUGACAGACUACGUGCUUUACCUCCAGGAAUACUCGGCUCACUUCGGCUUAUUGGAGCUGAUUCGCUUCAAUGUCAAGGUCAUCAACGUGCAGAAGGGCUGCAAUACCAUGGACUCCUAUGAUGUGACGCUGCAGGCUGAUGGCGAUGACUCUCAUCCAUAUGUAGAGGUGUGGGACGCAGUAGCUAUCUGCUCCGGUCUGCACAAUGUGCCAAGAAUACCUGAGUUCCCAGGUCAGCAGAAGUUCGAGGGUCAGAUUCUUCACAGUGCCAACUACAAGGAUCCGGAGAUUUUCAAAGGUCGAAAGGUGCUGAUUAUCGGCACAGGAGAGACAGCAUUUGAUCUCGGCUAUGCUGCUGCGACCAAUGGUGCCCAAAGUGUCACCAUGUCGACACGGCAUGGCUUUGUCUCGGUGCCUGCCUGUUUCGGCGAGAACAAUCCGCCUUUGGAUUGCGUCAUCAUGAACUGGGCAACCCAUGCCUGGGAAAGCAAAUGGGCGCAGCGUGUUGGAAUGCAUUGGUGGGUAACUACAAAGUUUACUCGCUUGGGUUUUCUCUUCACCACAGGCUGUUCGUAUGGCUUCAACCAGUGGGUUGGCAAGCGGUACAACAUGACCUGGGAUGAUGGCCGAAAACAUAUCGUGAACAAAUCCUCGAAAUGCAUGCCUCUGUUGAGCCGAGUGGCCAAGAAGAAGGUUAGUUGGUUGCGGAGAAUUAUCUACUCAUGGAUGGACGGUGAGUACAACGACAUACCCUUGGACAUUGACUUGGUAGAGGGCUCUGUUCUGGAGCUGCAACCAGAUGGCGUGGUCUAUGAUACUGCGACCGGGGAGCAGCACGUGAACACAGAUCUUCUGGUGCUGGCCACCGGCUACCGGCAGCGCUUUCCAUUCCUGCACGGCGAAGGUACCAGAGAGGAUCCACUGCCCCAGCGCCAUUUCCUUGUUGAUCCGCAGCAACCGCGGCUGAGCUACAUAGGCUUCAUCCGGCCAAACGUAGGUGCGAUUCCACCCAUGGCAGAGAUGCAAGCAAUGUGGUGGUGUCGCCUGCUGGAAGAUAAGGUCAAGGAGGGACAUCCUCUGGACAGCUCCUGCUAUAGACUCACCGAUUCCAGGCUCUGUUAUGGUGUGGACUAUGGAUACUACAUGUUUGCUUUGGCAAAGGAGAUGGGAGCAGCACCAUCUCUUCGACACUGGCUCUGGCGCGACUGGCGAGUCAUGCUGACCUGUGCCUUUGGCCAAGCGCACGUGCCUAUUUUCCGUCUUCAAGGACCAUUCCGCAGUGCAGCUUGCCAGGCCACCUGCCGCUCAGAGCUAUACAAUGUCUUGUGGACAAGACCAGUGGUGAUGAAUCUCACCUUCCUCAUUGAAGCCAUUACCUUUGGAGUUUGUUUCCGUCCCCGACAUGAAGCAGAACCAAGGAGACACCUACUGCAACGGUCUGAUUCAGCCUGUGCACAACUGGGCCUAUCCGCCAUACGAUGA